GUUCAAGCUAGCAUUAUUAUUUACUCCCUUCCCAUUAUUGUUUAAGCUUUGGGUACUGUUUGGUUUCUUUUCAAAUAUGGAAACCUUGAUUUUUUCUGUCGGUGUAAUAGGCAAUGUAAUCUCAGUGCUCAUGUUUCUUUCUCCAGUAGGAACAUUUUGGAGAAUAAUAAAGAAUAGAUCAACAGAAGAUUUUGAGAGUCUACCAUACGUAUGUACAUUACUAAACGCAGCGUUGUGGACUUACUAUGGAAUUAUAAAACCAGGAGCUUACCUUGUUGCUACUGUAAAUUCCUUUGGUAUCCUUACAGAAAUUGUCUUUGUUACUAUAUUCCUUAUUUACGCACCUCAAAAGACGAGGGCGAAAACAGCGAGUCUGGUUGGGUUGUUGGACGUCGGAUUUUUAGCGGCAGCGAUUCUGAUAACUUGGCUAGCUCUGGAAGGAGAUGUUCGGAUUGACGCGACGGGGUUCAUGUGUGCCGGUCUUAAUAUUAUUAUGUAUGGUUCGCCUCUAGCUGCUAUGAAAACAGUGGUGACGACCAAGAGUGUGGAGUUUAUGCCCUUCUUCCUUUCUUUCUUCUUUUUCUUGAAUGGAGGAAUUUGGACUUUCUAUGCUGUUCUCACAAAGGACUAUUUUCUCGGAGUGCCAAAUGGGGCAGGAUUUUGCCUUGGAAUAGGACAACUAUUGCUCUACGCAAUUUACAGGAAUGCAAAACCUUCCAAAAAAGUUAGUGAUGGUGGCUUGGAAGAAGGAUCGCAGCAUGAGACCCUUAUCUCAUCAUAUCAGCCACACCACGAAAUUGAAGCAUGAAGAGCUACUGCUAGCCUCACAACAAAACAUUGUUUUUAUCUUUUGUUUAAUUUGUUAAUUACCACAGUUUGUAUUUAAUUGCCGGUCGGGAGAGCAAAUUCAUUCUGAAGCCUCUGUAUUUUUAUUAUUUUAUUUUUCUGAUUUUUUAAUGUUA
Mercurialis annua (annual mercury) is the source of this 962-nucleotide messenger RNA. RefSeq names its product bidirectional sugar transporter SWEET17. The record is from RefSeq and is a predicted model, not a curated record. The transcript has 6 exons. Gene Ontology annotation, cellular component: membrane. Gene Ontology annotation, biological process: carbohydrate transport. NCBI's taxonomy places the organism in Eukaryota, Viridiplantae, Streptophyta, Magnoliopsida, Malpighiales, Euphorbiaceae. Gene Ontology annotation, molecular function: sugar transmembrane transporter activity. The coding region runs from base 77 to 808 and encodes 243 amino acids.